UUUUUUCUAGAUGUCGAUCUAGCAAUCUAGCUAGACUUGACUUGACUAUUCAACUAUUGAGCUCUGGACUCUGUACACAUUAACUUAACAAAAUUAACUAAAUAGGCCUACUGUUACUUACUCAUGAGUUAUUGUAGUCAGUGUGAGUGUAGAGUAAGAGUCUAAGAGUACUGUCGUGUCUGUAGACUGUAGUAGAGUCAGAUACACUUACAUACUAGUUCUAGAUCUAGAAUAAAAUAGUACUAUACUAAUAUACUUCAGUAUACUGUAUAGUAUACUACUACUAGACUUGCUAAGUCUCGUUAAUAUUUCUAGUCUAGAUCUUUAUUAUAUUAUAGACUCUAGAUUCAAGUUGCUGUUGCCAAAUCAGUAUCAAAUUAUUCAGAUCUAGAUCUAGAGUUUAGAGUACACUUAGUCACUUACUAAAGACUAAAGUAAAAAAAAAAAAGUGUCAGAAUGGAGAACCACAGAGAGUCACGGAAGCGACUACGACCAUGGUUGGAGCGUAUGAUAAACAGCGGAGAAUGUCCUGGACUAGUCUGGGAGAAUAGAGAUGAUAGAACUUUCAGAAUUCCUUGGCGCCACUUCAACAACAAGGAAUGGGUUGAAGAAGAUUCUAAAAUUUUCAGAGAGUGGGCCAAAUACACAGGGAAGUAUCAAGACGGUGACAAGGUUGAAUAUCCAGUUUGGAAAACACGACUCCGAUGUGCUUUGAAAAAAAUUCCUGAAAUAAAAGAGAUUCCCGACAUGCACAGAAUUGAAGACGCUAAUCCUUACAGGGUGUAUAAAUUUGUUGAUGUGCCUCUAAUGAAAAGACCAUGUGAGUUUGAUACAGAUUCUUGUCACAGCCAAAGUAGCAAUAUGUCACAUCAUAUUAUUGAUGACCAACCCAGCCCAUCACCUCCAAAUUUUCUAGAUUCCAGUUAUAUUGCAGCAGAGAAACCAGCCAAUGUGCCAACUGUGGUGUUUGAUGAAGAUGUUUAUAGACUCCAGACAAAGAAAGAGUCACCAGACUUUUUAUAUUAUGAAGACAACAAAGACCACAUAGUAUCAACUGUGAUGCAGAAUUUCUGUGAGAAGUCCUAUCAGCCUGUAUCUCACCUCAACUUUGAGGUGCCACCAAUUCUGGAAGAGAAUGUUUUGCAGAGCAGUGAGCCAAUGACAAGCUUGCCAUCUGAUUUGAAAUCUGUGAACACAGAUGACCUUUGUCUGCUGGCAAACAUGGAGCUGCCUAACUCAAUGACCAGCAUAACCAACACCAGCAAUUUAAGCAUGGAAGUUCCAAAUGUGGGAACCAGUGCCAUUGUCAGUGCACCAGCUAGCUCCACUUGUAUGCAUGUUUUAGUUUACUAUGGCGCUCCAAGUGUUCAGGUGACAGCCCAUACAAUUCCAGGGGUUGGCUGCAGAUUUUUUUCUCCAAAUUUUGGGCCUGUAAGUGUAAAUGAUAGCAGAAUAGAGGAAACCCUUUUCGGACCAAAGAAUGUGUACCAAAUUGCUCUUCCCAGUCCAGAGCAGUACCUGAAUGACAAUAAUUGCUAUCAAGAGCAGAAGCCUCUGAUCUCUGAUCUUCUUGAGAAGAUGGAAAGGGGUGUGGUUCUCACAAAUAUUGACUCUGAUAUUUACGUCCAGCGCUUAUGCCGAACUAGGGUCUUCCUCACUGAUGGUGCCUCUGAAAGUAUGCAGCUGGAUAGGAAGGGUAGCACUGUUACAAAAGCCUUUGAUUUCAAAAAGUUUUUGAGAGAGUAUGAAGAGUACAGACAUGGUCUGAAAAAAGAUUUGCCCAAGCCAUUCUUUAUGCUAACAUUGGGACAAGAAAUAAAGAAAUCACACUAUAAUCCAAUGGGGAACAUUCUGAUCCAUGUUGUUGUAAAACAUGACCUAGCCACCAAGAUCAUAGCCCAAGAUCCCAAUGCCAAUAAUUCUUCUUCAGGUGUUUUUUACUCCUAUGAUUCCUAUGAUAAAUUCCUGGAAGAAGUUAAAAAAGUCCAAAUUGUAUAAUGUUCAACUGUUACUGGCUGUAUUCCUGUUUGUUAAUUUACUAUUCUGUAAUUAUUAAAAAUAUCCAUUAUAUAGUACAUUUAAAAAUUGUAUAUAAAUUUGAACUAUAUGCAACUUUAUAGGAUAUGUACUCUCAAAUUGUCUUAACAUUUUUUUUUUUUAUUGUAGGUGAUUGGCAUUGAAUAAUGAUAUAAAUACUCACCUUUCUUUCCCUAACCUGAACACAUCCUUAUUAUAGAAAUAAUAUACAAUGUAUAUUUACUUAUAUAAAAUGCAUUUACAUUUAAAACUUCUGUACAAGUAGACUUUUAUAUUUUGUUGGCAUUUUGUUUUGUUUUUCCCCAAACAAAAUGCUUAACAUUUACUUUUUAUGGCUAAUACUUUUUUUUUUAAUGUAUCAGUCCAUAACGUGAUCUAAUUUUAUAGAAAAUUUGUCUACUUUUGUAUAUUUUUUUCAGCAAUCAAAUAAGAGUGAAAGAUGUGAUGUUGAUUUUUUAAAAAUAUAAUAUAUGAAGAGCAACAUUAAGUAGCAUGUUAUCAACUUAAUUUUAUAAAGAGGUGGAUAGAGUGCAGAAAGAAGGAUAGAGUUUAUCCUGAGAGCAAUUUUUCCCUUUAAAAAAUAAUUACUCUCUCCUCAGAUCUAUAAUAUGUAUGGUAAAUUAAAAUUGUAUAUAUAGGCUAAAAAAAAGUAAAGUAAGUCUUUCAAUCUAUGACAGUUGAUUAAAGAUCACAUCUUUCUUUUACCCACAGUUAACAAGGGAGUCAUGUGACCAGCACAAUGACCAACCACCUAUACCUAUCCCCAACUAAUGUCAAGUGCUAUGAGUUUGGUGGACUCUAGAAGCACCUCAAGGUCUCAAAAUUGAAAAUCCCAGUCUUCACAGAAAUUUGAACUCGAGACCCCAGAGAUUGUUAGCCAACCAUUUUAUUACUCAGCGACCAUGUGCCCCCCCCCCCCACACACACACACCUUCCUUUAUAUCUAGGCAUUAUAUAAUUUUGAUUUUUAAAGCAUAUUUCAUUGAAGUAUUUUGUCAAUUUUUUAAAUAUUUUUCAUUAGGACACCAACUUUUUUUUUUUUUUUUUUGCAUUUUUUGUUUUGUUUUAUUUAUACGAAAUACUAAGGAUUUCUUUUUAAUUCUUUAUGAACUUGCUGUAUGUUGGGAAGACAUAGCCCUAGACUGCACUAGAAGAAGAGAGACAGUGACCAAGCCCUAGACCGCACUAGAUGGAGAGAAACAGUGACCAAGAACGCUAUGGACAGUAAAAAAAACAUGGGCCUCAGCUCUGGAAGAAAAGUGUGCCAUAUGAAAGAUGGCCGGCUCCUCUACCACCAAAGCAAAAGCCAUCGUAACCUACAAUAUAUGUGGACGGGAAUGUCUCUCCAAAAUAGGGCUGCACUGUCAGAUAAAAAAGGGUUUGGGAUUAACCAUAGUCGUCCUACGACUGAAGGAGGCCUGAUGAUAUGUUCAAAUGUUAAGUUCAAAUAAUAUUAAUAUAAUAAAUGGUGAGCUUUCAGAAGUUAAAUUAAAAAGGCUUUCCCAUU
Molecule: messenger RNA, 3544 nt
Organism: Biomphalaria glabrata
Lineage: Eukaryota; Metazoa; Mollusca; Gastropoda; Planorbidae
Exons: 2
Coding region: 457-1998 (513 amino acids)
Biological process (GO): immune system process; regulation of transcription by RNA polymerase II
Cellular component (GO): nucleus
Molecular function (GO): protein binding; RNA polymerase II cis-regulatory region sequence-specific DNA binding; DNA-binding transcription factor activity, RNA polymerase II-specific
Source: RefSeq, a predicted model, not a curated record